AUGGAGAAAAUUCGAAGGCCUGUCCAUGAUAGGCCUUUCUUCGGAUGCCUUGAAAAGGUUGGAAGUAAUUUUUCACAAUAUGAAAAGCAGGAUGUUUUAGGAAACAAGAAAGGCUAUUCACCCGGUCACCUCCCUUUUAUGAAGGUUUCCAUCCACGUCAACAAUAACACCGAUAAGGAGUUCAUGUCCCUCAUAGUAUCUUCAUUCCAAGAAAUUUAUCUUGAGUUCUGCCUAAAAAAUCACCAUCAAUCACUUCUUGCAACAAGUUCAAAGUAA
This is a messenger RNA of Dovyalis caffra, 276 nucleotides long. The record is from the annotation of a GenBank genome assembly. NCBI's taxonomy places the organism in Eukaryota, Viridiplantae, Streptophyta, Magnoliopsida, Malpighiales, Salicaceae.